CUAAUUUAUAAUAUGUCUUCAAACAAGCUUAUUGCUGGUGUGAUCGGAGUUGGCGCUAUUGCCGCUGCAGGAGUUGGACUCUACUACCUCCUUCAAGAUGAUGAGAUUGAGGUAGAAUAUGACCCAAAGAUCCAUAAUAAGGAGCUCUUGUUAAGCCUUUUCCAAGAAUUUGAGGUUGAAUACGCUUCUUUAUAUCUUCAUUGGCACUCAAUGCUCAAGGCCAAGGAGAAAGAAGUCGGUAAAGGCAAAAUCGACAAAUUUGCAUUGGAGAAGUUUGAAGAACAAGUUAGACAACUUACUGAGCAAGUUGACGAAGAGAUUUUUGGCCAAAAUAAGCUAAAUUCUCAAGUUUUUGAUAAAAUGUUGGAAGCCAAUAAGGAUGACGCUGCUGUCAAGAAGUUCCAAGACAAUAUGGAGAAAAAUUAUAGCAAACUUAUGAACGUUGAGAGACCAGAAUUCCACUUCGAAUUCCCAAAAGAACUUACUAAGGAGGAUUAUCUCAAAUAUUUAAAACUUUCUUAUGCCAAGUUCAGAUAUGAAAUCUAUCAUGAAGUACAAAAAGUUAUGAGAGAGACUGGCCAGCAGAGAAUCACAAAAGAACAGUUUGAUGGAGCAAUCAAGAAGGUCUCCCUUCCUUCUGUCAAGGAGCAAGCAUACAAAAAGUUGAAUUUCCCUGAAGUGCCAGGGGAGAAAACUGGAAAGACAGCCUUGAAGGCCUAUCUAGUUCAUAUGCAGAACGAUGAAAUCUGGUCAAGUGAAAUCCUAUCUCUCCAGAAAUCCCAUAAAGAAAUUCUAUUCCAGAUUCCCGAGGGAGGAAGAAUCGAAGGAAUGCAUGAGGAUCCACUAGAAGUCUUCGAUAGGGAGAGAGAAUAUGAAAAGCAAUUCGAUAAGAAAAAGAGUGCCACCGAUGCCACCCAUGCUACUAUUGAAAGUCAGAAAUCUCUAGAUAUGUCAGCAGAGUCAAAGAAGGGAAAUGGUUCUUUCUCAUUUUUGGGCAGCCAAAAAGACCAGCAAAAACUUGUCCAAGAGUUCCUAAAUCGUAAUAAGAAGACUGAUGAAAUUAAGGAAGUAGCUGAAGAAGACAACCAGGAUGACAAGCCUGAAGAGGAACAAAAGAAAGCCCCUGAAGAAACUAAGGAGGAGAAGAUCAAAGAAGCUCAAGAACCAGAAACUGUAGAGAAGCCUAAAUCUGAAGCCGAGGAGGAUUCUCCUAAGGUUGAAGAUGAAGACGAGGAUGAUAAUAAGGAAGAUGCUUCUCCUGAAGAUGACAAUAAGGAAGAUGCCUCUCCUGAAGAUGAGAAUGAAGCCGACAAUGAAGAAGACAGCUAAAGUAUUCGUGAAGUUAA
Molecule: messenger RNA, 1346 nt
Organism: Moneuplotes crassus
Lineage: Eukaryota; Ciliophora; Spirotrichea; Euplotida; Euplotidae
Source: the annotation of a GenBank genome assembly